CGUUGGUCGAUGUUGUGCCUCCGCGGGCCUGGAAGUUCGGGGCUGCGGGGCCCUGGUCGGGGUACAGCUUUCUGCCGGCUCCCUCGCCGCCCUUCCUCCGGCUGCGUCCGUCCUCUGCAGCCCGCCUGCCCCAGCCCGGGCCGCCGCUGGAGCUCGCGUUUCUCUACCCCAAGAAUUGCCCUUACUGAAGAGCUCCUUGGAAGGUUCUUAAGAAGAUAAAGAAGGUAGUGGAAACAAGCCUACUGAGCUUUUCCAGCCCUAAAUGGCAGCAGAAUCAAGAAAGUCGUCAGCCCCAUCCCCACCUGACCAAGCUCCUGAAGAAGACCUUGUAAUUGUCAAGGUAGAGGAAGAUCACGGCUGGGACCAGGAAUCUAGUCUGCAUGAAAAUAACCCUCCAGGCCAAGAGCUGUUCCGCCUGCGCUUUAGGAAGUUAUGCUACCAGGAGACAUUAGGACCCCGAGAAGCUCUGAUCCAACUCCGCGCACUUUGCCAUCAGUGGCUAAGGCCAGAUUUGAACACCAAGGAGCAGAUCUUGGAGUUGCUAGUGCUAGAGCAGUUCUUGACCAUCCUGCCUGAGGAGCUCCAGACUCUGGUGAAGGAACAUCAGCUAGAGAACGGAGAGGAGGUGGUGACGCUAUUGGAGGAUUUGGAAAGGCAGAUUGACAUAUUAGGACGGCCAGUCUCAGCCCGUGCACAUGGACAUGGACUCUGGGAGGAGGUGGUGCAUUCAGAGUCUGCACCAGAGCUUCCAAAUACUCCGCUCCGACCUGGGGCAACCCAGCACAAAUCUCCAGUGCCCCAGGGGCCAGAAGAGAGAGCCAUCUCUACUUCUCAGAGUCCUACCCCUUCCCAGAAAGGAAGUCCUGGAGACCAGGAGAUGACAGCAGCACUUCUCACAGCAGGGUUCCAGACUUUAGAGAAGAUCGAAGACAUGGCUGUAUCCCUAAUUCGAGAGGAGUGGCUUCUUGACCCGUCACAGAAGGAUCCCAGCAGAGAUAAUAGGCCAGAGAAUUACAGAAACAUGUUCUCCCUGGGUGGUGAGACCAGGAAUGAGAACAGGGAAUUAUCUUCGAAACAGGUAAUAUCUCCUGGAAUCCAACCACAUGGAGAGACAGCUGCCAAAUGCAACGGGGAUGUUAUCGGGGGUCUUGAGCAUGGAGAAGCCCGAGAUCUUCUGGGCAGAUUAGAGAGGCAGCGGGGAAAUCCCACCCAGGAGAGACGACAUAAAUGUGAUGAAUGUGGGAAGAGCUUUGCUCAGAGCUCGGGCCUUGUUCGCCACUGGAGAAUCCACACUGGGGAGAAACCCUAUCAAUGUAAUGUGUGUGGUAAAGCCUUCAGUUACAGGUCAGCCCUUCUUUCCCAUCAGGAUAUCCACAACAAAGUAAAACGCUAUCACUGUAAGGAGUGUGGUAAAGCCUUCAGUCAAAACACAGGCCUGAUCCUGCAUCAGAGAAUCCAUACUGGGGAGAAGCCGUAUCAGUGCAAUCAGUGUGGGAAGGCUUUCAGUCAGAGUGCGGGCCUUAUUCUGCACCAGAGAAUCCACAGUGGGGAGAGACCCUAUGAAUGUAAUGAGUGUGGGAAAGCUUUCAGUCAUAGCUCUCACCUCAUUGGACAUCAGAGAAUCCACACUGGGGAGAAGCCCUAUGAGUGUGAUGAGUGUGGGAAAACCUUCAGGCGGAGCUCACAUCUUAUUGGCCAUCAGAGAAGCCACACUGGGGAGAAACCCUACAAAUGCAAUGAGUGUGGGAGGGCCUUCAGUCAGAAGUCAGGCCUUAUUGAACAUCAGAGAAUCCACACUGGAGAAAGACCCUAUAAAUGUAAAGAAUGUGGGAAAGCUUUUAAUGGGAACACUGGCCUCAUACAGCAUCUGAGAAUUCAUACUGGGGAGAAGCCCUAUCAAUGUAAUGAGUGUGGGAAAGCCUUUAUUCAGAGGUCAAGUCUCAUUCGGCAUCAGAGAAUCCACAGUGGAGAAAAAUCUGAAUCCAUAGGAGUUUAGGAGAAAAACCACAAUCAUAGUUUGGGCAUUAUUCAACUUUAGAGAAACCACAGGCUGGUGAGAGGUCUUUCAGUGUAGUAGAAAGAAAGUUUGUCGUCAUGCAACCUCACUAGGGUCAGAAUUGAUAGUGGUGGCAGAGUUAGGAUAGCUCUUCAGUAGUUGGGCCAGUGCCUUGAUGCAGGUGGAUUAGCUUGACUGUCUUGGGAGGCGUCUGAUGGAGUGGAGCUCCUGAUGGUUUAAUGUAUCCUUUAGAAACAAAAUAGCAUUAGAGCAAGUUGCUUGUCGUGGAGGCACUUAAUUUUGUCUUUUGGGUGAGUAGCUGUAGGUUUGAGAGAGGCUACUCCUCCUAGUCCCUCUGCUGCUUCCCAUUUCCUGUGACCCUCUUCCCCCAUUUAUUCCCCUGAGGGUCACUUAUGCUCCAAAUCUGACCUGAGAAGCUGCUUUAGAGUCUGAAGCAGCCUCUGUGUGAGACUUACUUUGCAUUUAGCUUUCUAGGAACCUAGUUCUAGGGAAAUUUUUACAGACACUUAAUGUAUUUAUGCUGAAGUGUGUGUUUUGUUUUAUUCUAAUGUUCCUGAUAGUCAGUGGAAAACCGUACUCCCACGCAAACUCAGAAUGCUAUAUUUUUAACAGCACUCCAGCAUUUUUCUUCAUAUAUCACCUUCACUGACUCCACUGAGUCAUUGAACAUCCAUACGUAUCCUUCACCACCCCCAGUCCCAGUACCUGUGUCAGCAAAGGAAGUGAUGGUUGUGGGAAUGAAGCAGAGAAAGAGGUGAGUGGAGACAGCCUGGCUGCUCUUGAGCUCGGGUGGUUGUACGUUCUGGUGACUUCUGGCUCUCCUUUCCACCUUCCCACUGAACACUGUGGUGGCACAGAGGUGGUAACAUUAUCCCAGUUACAGCAUCACAUGGGAGAAAGGGGAGACAGGGGUGCUUGAAGAAGACCUGAAAAUCCUUGCAAAGAACGUACACGCAACCCUCUGGCCCAUUACAGUACUGCCCUGUCAGGUUCUUACCAGUCUGCACAAACCCCUGACCAGAUGGUCUGUCACUCUUGUCAUUACCCUGGUCCCACCUUGUUAGAUGGCCUUAGCACCUCACCCUUCAUUCCCCAUCUGUUUCUUGCCAUGAGCUUUCUGUGUCCACAGUGGAGAUCUGUCCAGUACUUCACCUCACAGCUCCUCAUCCUCCUGAAUUCUGGUGUACUCCAUCUGUAAUCCAGCAGAGACCCAGUAGUAACUCAUCAUCGCUGGGCACUAUCUUUCUUGGAGGCUUUCAGUAUACCAAGGGAUAUUAUUAUAUAAGGUGAUGAGGCUGGUUUGAGGAACACACCAGAAUUUAUGCAUCCAAAUGUGGUUUGUCCUUUAAAUUUGGCACUUCUGGUUAUUCCGUUUGUGCUCCCGCUUCUCCAAAUAUUUGGAAGACUUUUACCCUUGAAUAACGUCUCAUUUUUUACCAUUACCCAUUUGUUCAUCACAUUUGGAAUGGAGUUACUUUUGGCUUUUUUUCCAAAAUCAGCUUUCAAAAUUGGAAUUGAUUCCAUUAAUCCUAUUCAGAAGAAUAGGAUACAUGCCAAGAGAAGUUACACAAUUUCACACUGUUCUAAACAGGAACAACAAUUCUUAACACCUAUUGGUGUUUUUCAAAAGGUCAUAAAAUCUUUCAGCAUAAAGGUCUGCCUUUUGGAUCGUAAAUUCUUUCUCUAUAAAAUCCCUUCUGUGGCCCACCCUGAUCACUAACAACAUCGAGGUUACUACCCCUGUUUCAUUGAGUCCUUGAUACCCACCUAUCAUUUGCGAUCCUGGUUUCCUUGGCUAACUUUUUCAAAACAGUGCUUUCCAUUAUCCUUUGUUUUCUUACUCUUUUUUUUUUUUUCUUUUGGCCUAUAGAUUCCCUUGUACUCAAAGGGAAUUCCAUUCCUCAUUCCCUUGUACUUGAAAGUUCAAGAAACCAGAAACAAAUCUGGUUGUCUCCAGAUCCUUGCUCUCUGCUUCAGUUGUGCCUCAGCCUCUGUAAGGUACCAGUUCUGCCUGAGGCCAGUACGCCCUGUGUGCAAAUACUAUAUAUGAUGAGUACAUCGUCAGAGGGAAAAUAUGUGCACACGUACACGCGGUCCUCCCACGUAGCUCCGAGGAGCACUUGUCUUCUAUUCCAGUGAAAGCUCUCAGAGCAACAUGUUAAAAUGACUGUAAGUAUAUCAGCUAACAUCUCUCUACUCACAAUAAUGUGUAGCUAUGUUACUGAAAUCUAUAAUUACUAAGCAUCUGGCAGAAAUUCCAAGAAAAGAAUAUAUGCCAAGAAAGAUUAGUGUGAUGCUGGGAUGAAUGAGGAGAGACCGUGACUUGAAAGAACUAUCAAGGUUAGUUCAGCCCACAUGCAGAAAUAGCCAUGUAGUGUAAGAGUAGAAAAGGCUGUUGUUUCUUUGGGGGCAUACGUAGAAGUCCAUUCUUGGUCUCCACUUCUCACUCUUUGCACUAGAGUGUUGUUGAUCCAUCUUUAUGAGCCUGAGCUCCUGACUGAGUGAUGUGUGCUAAGUUCCUUUAUAUCCUGCAGAUUCUAUUUUUAUGCUCUUAAUCUGAAAUGAACUGUUCAUCAGUACUUUCUUCUCCCAUCAUGAUCUCAUUUUAGGGUCCAGCAUGACAGUGUGGUUCUUCUGUAACUCUGCUGCCAUCCAACUUAGUCCUAGAAGACACAUCUUAGGUUUCAAAGAUUUCCGCCAUUGAGCAAGGUGGCAGCGCUAGAAUGUGGUGGAUGAUUCCUAUACAGAGCAGUUAGCUUUAUUCUUGGUCCUGAGACUCUAAAUAGUAAUAGCUGACAUUUAUUAAGCACUUACUGUGUGCCAAGCCCUAUGCUAAGCAUUUUUCAUGGUUUGAUAGAUCGUAUAUCCCGCAUUUUAUAGAUGAGGAAAUAGGCUUAGAGGGGUGAGUGAGUUGACCAAGGUCAUGGAGCUGGGAAGUGACAGAGCAGGGACUCUGCCCGACAGGGUCAGAUUCUCGAGCCUGUGCUGCUGACCCUUGUGCUACCAUGUCUCUGGUGAACACCCUGACCCUGGCCAGCCAUGUGGAAAUUCUGUAUCCCUGGCCAUAAGAGCUACUGGGGAAGGGAAUGUACAGUAUAAUAUAGUACAGAUCCAUUGCAGUUAUUGGAUAAUUGGUUGAAAAUGUUAUUUUGGUUGAUAACUUUUGAUGCUCUGUAGUACUAGAAAGCUAAAUGGUACAAGUAAAUCAUGUUUAAAAGAGUAAUUCAGAGAAUAAAGCAAUAAUGUACAGAUUCGAGUACAUUUCUCUCUAAACUGCCCCAGGGAACUAGAAUUGUGGAGGGAAAUGAAAUAUCCAUGUGCCGUGCCAGGCCAGGCAUGUGGUCGGUUGGGAUGACAGUAAAAUUUACCUACAGCAUAAAAUGUGGAAACCCUUCAACUUCACUGCCAUUUCUAACUGCCAUUCUGUUCUUCUGUCAUUCAUGGUUUUUCAAAUGUACCAUCCAUCGCUCAAUCCCAUUUUCUCAUUACUAUACUUUUGAAACUUCUUACUGGCUUUUGUACUCAGUAUUCCACUGAAGUGUCCUAUGGAUAAAUAUCAAUGCCUUUUCUUAGUUCUUGUCCUUCUUGAUCUGUAUUUCACACUGUUGAGUUUACCCUGCAACUCAGGAAUUCUCUUCUUUGGCUUGUAGGAUCCUUUUUGGUCAUUUUCCUCCCAGUUUCUAGCUUUUCUUUAUUGGUCUUUUUUCUCCUCUCCACGGAGAAUAACCUUCAUGUCUUGAUUAUUCCAGUAUUUUUUCUAUAUUCACUUCUAUUUAUUUUGAUUGUUUACACUUACUGUGUUUCAGUAACUUAUUUCCCACCCUGUGGGUCAGAUACCUACACAACUUGGUAUUCGAAAACAGACCUCAUCACUCCUGUCCCCCAGCUCCCAUUUUCCUUUUAAUAGGCGUUAUUGCUUAACUUCUUUACCCUGAAAAGACUCACUGCCCUUCAUAUUUCUUUUUUUUUUUUUUUUAAGUGGGCUCCAUGCCCAACGUGGGGCUCAAUCUCACGGCCCCAAGAUUGAAUCCUGUGCUCUACUGACUGAACCAGCCAGGCGCCCUGUCCUUCAUAUUUCUUAUCCCUAUCUUAUAGUUGUCUUUGUCUUUUUCUGCUCUCCACUCGACAUUCCGGUUCUUAGUUUUCUCCAUGAGGCUGGAUCUUUUACAUUUCUGCCAACCCCUUAUAGCCUUCUGCAGAUCCAUAUCAUAUGACGCCCAGGAAAUUGUAAUUUCUUUCUAGUUUCCUUGCUUCCAAGAUCCCCAUCCUGUAAUGCUUCUAAGGUCAUCCUCCUCAGAAUCCAUUUUUAGUCCAGAACACUCAGCAGAUGAUUCUUAUCAGAGCACUGGUGUUCCAAGUUCUCCCAUUAUUUUGCCCUUCAUGCUUAAUCUGCCUCUGCCUCAUUCUCUGGCAUAUUCACCUCGACUCAUCUUGUUCACACUGUUGUCUUACAAGCCCUUGCCUCUGUGCCUUUCUCAUGCAGCAUCUUUUGUUUAGAUUGUUUUUUGGCCCCAGCUCUUGUUCAUCACUCCCUUUAAGCCUAGCUUCUUUGUAUCUUCGGAGUGAGCUCUCUCUGACUUCACCUUACACUGAGACCUCCCUUGUUCUGUGCUGCCUCAGCACUUAUCCUUUGAGUUUGUACUGUGGUCCAUGCACUUACUAAUAUGUUGCUUUGUAAUUAUUUUCUAGCACUCUGUACUGUAGUUCACAUUUGUAUUUAUUUCCAAAAUUAAAUUGUAAGCUCCUUGAGGGCAGGAAUAAUGACUUCUACAUUUGUAUCUCUGCACCCCCUAGUGCCUAGUACAGUGCUGAGCACACAGUAGGUGUUUAAUAAAUGCUUGUCGAAUCAU
Molecule: messenger RNA, 6867 nt
Organism: Mirounga angustirostris (Northern elephant seal)
Lineage: Eukaryota; Metazoa; Chordata; Mammalia; Carnivora; Phocidae
Gene: ZKSCAN8
Product: zinc finger with KRAB and SCAN domains 8
Exons: 6
Coding region: 263-1996 (577 amino acids)
Biological process (GO): negative regulation of transcription by RNA polymerase II
Molecular function (GO): DNA-binding transcription repressor activity, RNA polymerase II-specific
Source: RefSeq, a predicted model, not a curated record